Messenger RNA from Neopelma chrysocephalum (saffron-crested tyrant-manakin), 1658 nucleotides. It is a transcript of the gene SFRP1, whose product is annotated as secreted frizzled related protein 1. Bases 165 to 884 code for a protein of 239 amino acids. Lineage: Eukaryota; Metazoa; Chordata; Aves; Passeriformes; Pipridae. Gene Ontology annotation, biological process: negative regulation of canonical Wnt signaling pathway; canonical Wnt signaling pathway; non-canonical Wnt signaling pathway. The transcript has 3 exons. Gene Ontology annotation, molecular function: Wnt-protein binding. The record is from RefSeq and is a predicted model, not a curated record.
UGGCCGCCGGGCUGUUGGCCUGCGGCGGGGCCAGCGAGUACGACUAUGUCAGCUACCAGUCCGACCUGGGCCCCUACCCCGGCGGGCGCUUCUACGCCAAGCCCCACCAGUGCGUGGCCAUCCCCGCCGACCUGCGGCUCUGCCACAGCGUGGGCUACGACAAGAUGGUGCUGCCCAACCUGCUGGACCACGAGACCAUGGCCGAGGUGAAGCACCAGGCGAGCAGCUGGGUGCCGCUGCUCAACAAGAACUGCCACAUGGGUACCCAGGUCUUCCUCUGCUCCCUCUUUGCCCCCGUCUGCCUGGACCGGCCGGUCUACCCCUGCCGCUGGCUCUGCGAGGCCGUCCGUGACUCCUGCGAGCCCGUCAUGCAGUUCUUUGGCUUCUUCUGGCCAGAGAUGCUCAAGUGUGACCAGUUUCCCCAGGAUGACGUCUGCAUUGCCAUGACGACUCCCAAUGCCACCGAGGUCUCCAGGCCCAAAGGAACGACCGUGUGUCCCCCCUGCGACAACGAGAUGAAGUCCGAGGCCAUCGUGGAGCACCUGUGUGCCAGCGAGUUCGCUCUGAAGAUGACCAUAAAGGAAGUGAAGAAGGAGAACGGGGACAAGGUGAUCGUCCCGAGGAAGAGGAAGGCGCUGAAGUUGGGGCCCAUCCGGAAGAAGAACCUGAAGAAGCUGGUGCUGUUCCUGAAAAACGGGGCAGACUGUCCCUGCCAUCAGCUGGACAACCUCGGCCACUACUUCCUCAUCAUGGGCCGCCAGGUGAAGACCCAGUACCUGCUGACAGCCAUCUACAAGUGGGACAAGAAGAACAAGGAGUUCAAGAAGUUCAUGAAGAAGAUGAAGUCCCCCGACUGCCCGACGUUCCCGUCCGUGUUCAAGUGAUGCGGGAGAGCCGCUGCCCGGCCUGGGCUCGCCCCUCUGCAGCAGGGGUGCUGGAGCCAAGCCCUCCUGCUGCUCCACCCUGCUCCUCAGAGCUCCCUCAGUGACCCCAGCCCUCCCACACCCCGCUGGCCUGGGCGUGCCACGUGUGUGCCCCGAACAGUCGCUGGGGUCACACGCGGUGUCUGUCCAAAGACCUGUCACUCCACAGACAUGUACAGCCAUUGAAACAGCAGCUGUCAGGUAAAGAGGGCAAGCAGAGGGGUGUGAGGUGAUGUCCAGAGGUUACACACUCGCAGAAAGGACCCUUGUGACCAUGUCACUCCUGUCUUCAUGGCUGCAGGAUCGCCCUGAGUUCCCGUGUGAACCAGAGCCGGCUGAUCAGACAGACAUCCCAUCCUCACAUCCUGUUACAACCUCUGAGAAAACCUCCUAACUGCCCUCACUGUAAAAAAAUCCUGUUAUAGUCUAAAGGUGCUUUGCCUAAGCCUUAACCCCAGGUCCUUGUGGUGCCUUGCUGGGCUGGAGCCCUCCCUCACCAGCACCUCUCCAAUGCCUCACCACGUGCCUGCCCUGGCCUCUGCCACACUGUGAGCCCCUCGUGCCCAACCUGUGCUGCUCCCUGGCAGCCCUGGAGCCCCUGGGCCGUGCCCUGCACUGGGUGCACUGGCCAUGGGGGCAGAGGGGUCUCUGUGCCCCACCCGUGCCUUCAGUCCCCAGCACAGCAGGUCCCCUGAGCUGCCCUCGGCCUGGCGGGCAGUGCCCUGCAGGGGUGCC